Messenger RNA from Suillus paluster, 390 nucleotides. RefSeq lists its product as uncharacterized. NCBI's taxonomy places the organism in Eukaryota, Fungi, Basidiomycota, Agaricomycetes, Boletales, Suillaceae. The record is from RefSeq and is a predicted model, not a curated record. The transcript is spliced from 2 exons. Bases 1 to 390 code for a protein of 129 amino acids.
AUGCAAGUGAUUAUCAGACAAGUUCGUUUGGAGGACGCUAGCCAUCUGAAACCAGUCAUUGGACAGUAUGCAGCAUAUGAACCUGAUGACAAAGAUCUAGAUCCUCCCAUUCGUGCUAAUAACCAAUGGUCAUGUGUGAAGAUGGGUAUUAAUCAUUCGCAGCUCGCCAGGAUGCUCUGCCCUGUGAAGCACUUGGGUGAAUAUUUGAAAGAUCAUAUAGCAACACGCCAAAAGUUGCAAGACGGAGAUAUUAAGAUGCGCGCAUUGGUCUGGCCAGCCAUGGUAUACUCUGGUAAGAUUGCUGGGGAACAUUUCAACCCUCAGCAGGUGCAGAAUGGGCUAUUUGAAGGAUACCUUCUCGAGCGAGUGAGUGAUUUUUUAUUAGACUGA